This is a messenger RNA of Meloidogyne enterolobii, 1586 nucleotides long. NCBI's taxonomy places the organism in Eukaryota, Metazoa, Nematoda, Chromadorea, Rhabditida, Meloidogynidae. The record is from the annotation of a GenBank genome assembly.
UUUGUAGUUUGCGACGGAUAAAUUCUGAUUCUUUCCACAAUCUUUUGGAUCAGCUUUCACCAAAAAAAUAUUUCAUUGAUAAAUUAACAAAUUGCCUGCCCGUGCAUGUUAGCAAACCACUUUUGGAUAAACACUCAAUUAAAAUGGCUGAAGUUUUUUCUUUUGGAAGCGCUUUUGCACGUAACCAUCAAUUGCAAGAUAAUUUUUUUCUUAUUGAUGAUGAUACUUUUUUGAAUUUUGUAAAUACGUUGUCAGCCUAUCCAAAUGUGUCGAGAAAGUUUUUUGGUAUUUCACAAUGUAGAAUUACUCAAGAAUUUAUUCAAAAAUAUGCAAAGGUUUGUAAAUUUUUUUAUUAAAGGAGGUCUGACUAUUAAUUACAUAUUUGUGACCGAAAAAACAUUAUGUGGUGAAAUCCCACCCAAAUAUCACUUAAUGAAAGACUGUCGGACUUGGCUCACUAUUUAACUUAUAGUUAGGGGUAAGGUCCGUUCUUGGGAAAUCUUCGGAUCCCUGGGGUCGAACCGAAAAUCGUCUGUUCUUCCAAUUGUUAACCAAGCUGUAUUGAGUAAUAAGGAUAUAUUAUAGGAUGCUCGACUGUUUUUUUUUCAUAAAAUAUCACAUUAAAAAUAUAUUUUCUAAUUUUAGCUUGUCGCACAAAUCAAAAGAAAUAAUUUGGUUGAUAAUCAACAUGUACAUGAUAAUAAAAAUUUUUGGUUGUUUAAACAUGUAGUUUUUGGAAAUUUAAAUUAUAAAGUUGAUUUUUAAAAUUUUGUUUUCUUUUUUUUUAUCAGUUAAUCUCGACAUAUUUAUUUUUUAAAUUUAAUUUUAUUUUAAUUUUGUUCAUAGAAAAUUUAUUUUGGAAAAUGGAUGAGUACGGAAUUGAGGAAUUGUAUAAUGGAGUUAUAAAUGAUGUUAUCAAUCAAGUACGUCCAGCAUUUUCUGAUGAUGGCGUUGAUAUUGAAAUUUUGCGACAUUUGAAGAAGGCGUGGGAAGAGAGGCUUCAAACUGCUAAUGAAUGGUCAGGAUGUAGUGCGUCAGAGUCUAAGAGUCAUACCGGAACUGAAAUUUCACAGUUGGAUGGUGGAGGUCCAACUAUGGAUGACAGCUCUUCUGAAGAAGAGGAAGUGGUUGAAUCAACCGAAACUAAAGAGCAUUUGAAAGAAACUGAUGCAAACAAAAGUUCUGGCGAUGAAGAAGAACCGCCUCUAAAUUCGGAUGAUGAUGGAGAAGAUGAAAAUGCUGAAACAAUUUUUGAGACGGACAAUAUAGUUCGAACUCGAAAGAUGUGGAAGUUUCAUUUGAAAGAAGGGAUUAUGACUAUUCGAGGAAAAGAAUUUUGCUUUCGACGAUGUAAUGGAGAUGCUGAAUGGUAGAGAAAACUGUUGAGAGAAUAAAUUGUUUAAAAACCGCUUUUAAUUUUAUGUAAGAUCUCUUUUAUGUUAAAAAGGUUUGGGAUUUCUUUUUUUGAUUUAUAAAUUUUCUCUUUUCCUUUUUUGUUGAUUUGACUGUUGAUUCGUCAUAUACCGGACUGCGCCUUAAUGCCAAAAGGCUGUAAUGCCAUCCCCGCAGAGCUGGCGAAAUGUCAA